This is a messenger RNA of Colletotrichum spaethianum, 1098 nucleotides long. Its product is annotated as D-xylose 1-dehydrogenase (NADP(+)). The record is from RefSeq and is a predicted model, not a curated record. Gene Ontology annotation, molecular function: nucleotide binding. NCBI's taxonomy places the organism in Eukaryota, Fungi, Ascomycota, Sordariomycetes, Glomerellales, Glomerellaceae. Bases 1 to 1098 code for a protein of 365 amino acids. The transcript is spliced from 2 exons.
AUGUCGGAAUUACCAGCGAUUCGCUGGGGCAUUAUUGCUACGGGGAUGAUCUCUUCCUGGUUCGUCGAGGACCUCUUGAUCUCACGACCAGACACCAAAGUCAAGCACAUUGUGCAGGCAAUUGGAAGCUCAUCGGCUCAGAAAGGACAGGACUUCUCGAAGCAAUUCUGCCCCAACAGCAACCCAGCCAUUUAUGGAUCCUACGACGAGGUUUAUGCUGACCCCAAUGUGGACAUCCUAUACAUCGGCACCCCGCAUGCUUUCCACAAGCAAAACUGCCUAGACGCGAUUAAUGCUGGCAAGCCUAUUCUCUGCGAGAAAGCUUUUGCACUGAACGCUCGCGAUGCGAAGGAGGUCUUGGCUCGCGCCAAGGAGAAGGGGGUCUACGUCGCUGAAGCGAUGUGGCUCCGCCACCGUCCCCUCGUACAAGACCUGCAACGCAUGCUUCACAAGGAGAAGGUCAUUGGUGAUGUCUUCCACGUCUACUCGGAGUUUGGACUUGAAAUGGACAUUCCAAACUUGCCCGACAGCUCAAGGUACAAACAGCCUCAUCUUGGUGCUGGCUCACUGCUCGACUUGGGCAUCUACACGCUGACCUGGGCUAUACUUGGCUUAGACCCAGGAACACCUGCGGCCCCCGAGACACCGAAGAUUCUUGCUGCGCAGUCACACCAUGGUGACGUUGAGGUCACCAGCAGCGUCAUCCUCCACUAUCCUUCUACGGGUAGACAGGGUGUAGCAAUCUCCACGACAAUGGCGACCGGUAACCCGGACGUAUUGGCCCGUAUCCAGGGUACCAAUGGCGCAGUGGAGGUGCAUGGGACUGUUCCGUCCGACCCCAACUCUUUUACCGUCUACCCAAAGUUCUGGAGAGACCAGACAAAAGGGGUAGUCAAACGAGAUGCUGGCAAGACCUACGAUUACAAACCAAUCGGACGGGGUUACUACUGGGAGGCUGACAAUGCUGCACUGGACGUGUUGGCAGGCAAGUUGGAGAGCGAUGUUAUGCCUUGGGCGGAAACCAUUCGUGUCAUGGAAAUCAUGGACGAGAUUCGACGGCAGGGUGGAACUGUGUAUCCCCAAGACACAGAGCAGUGA